CCGAAUCUGCGGUCGUUGCUGCUUCUCGCGGGAGCAAAUCCCAGAGUUUGAGAUGCUUUCUCUUCCAUUUCUUCCCCCGCCUCGUGGCCGCCCUCAGACCUUUCCCGAAGGAAGAUGGUGAAUAUUGAGGACCUUCCCAAGGAGAUGCUGCUGGAGAUCUUCCUUCAGCUCCCUUCCUGGUUCCUCCUUCGCAGUUGCCGUCUGGUUUGCUCCGGGUGGCGAGACAUGGUGGACACUCUGAACACGGGAUGGAAAGAGAAGUGUGAGCAUGCCGGCUACCCACUUGGGGUGUUGGCCGGUGCUCUCCCUGACUGGAAGACUCUCUACUCUCUUUGCAGAAUGAAGAAGAACCUCAUUAGGAAUCCCUGCGGCGAAGAGGGCCUGAACUCCUGGCAAAUUGGGCCAGAUCAAGAAGAGGCCUGGGAUGUAGGGAAGCUGUCAAGGGAUGACUCUCCCUUUGAGGAUGGAACAUGGUGCUUUGGUGCAUUUAGCGGGCCCUCACCCAAAAGCCAGGUCAUCGUCUUAAAGGAUCAUGGCUACUGGGAUGAGCUGAUGGAUGAAGUCAAGCCUGAUAUUGUUGUGAAAGACUGGUGCGACGUCCUUGACGAGGACCCCUACAACUACACUCUGCACGUGAAACUGUUGUCUGCUGAUUCUGAAGUCCUCUGCGAAUGUCGCGCUGAAGAGUUGGUCUUAAGUGAGCCCGGAGAGACAGAAUGGAGAGAGGGCUCGUAUACAUUCCAUAACUACCCUGCCGGAGUCCGUUACAUCUAUUUUGAACACGGAGUGACCGGUGUGGACUCUGGGGGCCUAACUAACAGCAGCAUCACUGUGGGACCCAGAUUUCCCUAGAAAGAGGAGGAACCACCAUAAGGAGAAACGGUUCUACUCAUCUGCUUGAGCAACAGGGCGGGGAGACACACAAGGGCUCACUCUGUUGUGUCAUUCCACACACACACACACACACACACACACACACACACACACACUUUCCAGCUAAAUGGGUUGCAAUCCUGGGUCCUACAUCUGUUUCCCCGAAGUUGUGUUUUUGUGUAGUUUUCGGAUGAUCAGCAUUUUUUUUUUAAAAAAAGGGUAUGUGUGUGUAUGUUAUUUUGUAAGAGAAGAUGGGGGACCCUGCAAACAAUAUUAUACUGCAUAAAAGAAAAUGCAACCAGCCCAUGGUAUUGCAGUUGCGUUGAGCA
Molecule: messenger RNA, 1202 nt
Organism: Podarcis raffonei (Aeolian wall lizard)
Lineage: Eukaryota; Metazoa; Chordata; Lepidosauria; Squamata; Lacertidae
Product: F-box only protein 44-like
Exons: 5
Coding region: 115-852 (245 amino acids)
Biological process (GO): glycoprotein catabolic process; SCF-dependent proteasomal ubiquitin-dependent protein catabolic process
Cellular component (GO): cytoplasm; SCF ubiquitin ligase complex
Molecular function (GO): ubiquitin protein ligase activity; protein binding
Source: RefSeq, a predicted model, not a curated record